CCUAGCUGGGAGUCAUGUUGCAAGCAGGGAUCAGUCCAGUUGCAACUCUUGCCUGAUCCACCUGAGUACUUGAAGGGCUUGCUCGAACGUACGGACACUCAAGCCCGUCACUUUAAGGACAACCUUUGCCAGUAAAACGCUGCCUUUGCCUUUACUUUGUUGGGCUGCGAUAUUGUUUCGCCUGAGGAUCGUGCCAGCAACAACAGCAACAACAAUAACAAUAGAGGCGGAUUAAACGCCUUCCAGAUCUAUGGCGCACUUUGCCAUCGUCAAAGCCCCUUGACUCCAGUUGAAGGCAGUGAGCCUUCCUACGCCCAGCUGUAUAUCUUUGGUCCAUGCUAUGCCGCUGAAAGAAGACAAGCACGAAACAGCAACCUUGAUCCUAAGAUCGUUAGGGAGCUUUCGGUCAUGCUUGCCCAAUGCAACCCUUUUGCGCGUAUAUAUCGCCAUGCACACGAGAUAUUGAGCAACCAUGAAAGCAGCAACACUGUCAGUGAUGGUAAUAAUCAAAGAGAAGUCAGUGCGCCAUACAUCAUUAUCAGCCCAUCAAUGAGAAUGUGCUUAAUUGAAGGAAGCGAUAGACACACUCACAACCUUCCAAAAAUGGAAGAGAUUGCUGCUGUUAUACCAAUUGAGUACAGUGACAGAGGUUUCCGUGAUAUUGUUCUUACCUUGAGAAGCAAUAGCAGUCUUCGUCAAAACACUGGAUUUGAGCAGCACUUUCAGAGCAUUAUUCAGGCCCAUGCUGCAUACAUGCCAAGUCAUUAUUUACAUUUGUUUCUUCACGAAAUAAAAAAGUGCCUUGCAUUAUCUGAAAAUAAAAUAAUUUGUAAACGAGAGUGAUGAGUUGUUUUAUCAUUAGAUAAAACAAUAGAUAACAACUUUACAGUUCUGUCUAAGAGAAUUACACAAGUAAAUAGACACUUAAAAGAAGGAAGGCAUUCUUCUGUUAAAUUUAAUAUCAUUUAUUUAUUGAACUUGAGAAGGAGAGAAAAGACUAAGGGCAAAAUGAACAUAGUAUUGUAGAUAAAUAAAAAAUGUCGUCAAACAGAAAUUGUUGUUAAAAAUAAAUCUUGUCAAGGCACCUUUUACAAUUAUUGUUAUUCUUUAUCUCUUUCAUAUUUUAAACAAAAUGCGCGAUCAAGUCCGUAGUAUUCUUAAAGCAAUGUACGAGAGAAAAAAACAAAUAGAAAAUGAGAAACAUCAAACCUCAUCCACAGGUAAAAUA
Molecule: messenger RNA, 1228 nt
Organism: Rhizopus microsporus ATCC 52813
Lineage: Eukaryota; Fungi; Mucoromycota; Mucoromycetes; Mucorales; Rhizopodaceae
Exons: 1
Coding region: 409-843 (144 amino acids)
Source: RefSeq, a predicted model, not a curated record